This is a messenger RNA of Gadus morhua (Atlantic cod), 5713 nucleotides long. It is a transcript of the gene mapkbp1, whose product is annotated as mitogen-activated protein kinase binding protein 1. Gene Ontology annotation, molecular function: protein binding. The record is from RefSeq and is a predicted model, not a curated record. The transcript has 32 exons. NCBI's taxonomy places the organism in Eukaryota, Metazoa, Chordata, Actinopteri, Gadiformes, Gadidae. The coding region runs from base 471 to 5669 and encodes 1732 amino acids. Gene Ontology annotation, cellular component: cytoplasm. Gene Ontology annotation, biological process: negative regulation of canonical NF-kappaB signal transduction; positive regulation of JNK cascade.
GCGGAUUGGGGUCAGUGUGUCUUCUCAUGACAUAUGGCUGUCAGUAUGUAGCUAUGGUGUGUCGCCUAUUUCACAACCAACACGGAACGGCAUGGAUUCCUAUUGAAUGGGACUUCAAUUGGACUUCGGUUUUGCUGCGGUGGCUUAGGUUGGGUUUGUGUGAUUCCCGGUUUGGGGGAGGUCCAGUAGUCGCGACCAACCGCCCCCGUCGUGCUGCCGUACACCGGUAGAGCUGCCGGGAAGCAGGGUCUCAGUGCCGGUGCGAUCGGACCGAGGUUCGGUCGGCUCUGACCGCAACGUCGGGAACCAGGGAGUGUGUUUAGUAUCCUUCUACCACCAGGACGAAAAAAAACCUGGACACCUACGGACGACGCGGACGGCGACACGUACAGAACAUGUUGGGGGGUCUGUGAGCUCGGCGACGGAGGUCUUCAGUCUGUCCAGUCUAGUUGGUGCGGAUCUAUCUCAGGAUGGCCGCAGACGGAGCCACAAUUAAGAGUCGGAUCCGGAGCCUCCUCCGAUCUCCGUCCAUCAAACUGAGGAGGAGCAAGGCGCAACACAAGGAGAACCUCGGGAGCAAGGUGGUUCUGGAGAAGGUUCUGGGCAUCACAGCACCAGGGAACCGAGCGCUGGCCUGCGACCCGCGGAGCGGACUGGUGGCUUACCCUGCUGGGUGUGUGGUGGUUCUGCUGAAUCCAAAGAAGAACAAGCAGCAUCAUAUCUUCAACCAUUCCAGGAAGACCAUUACCACCCUGGCCUUCUCUCCUGAUGGAAAAUACAUCGUCACAGGAGAGAGUGGCCACAUGCCAGCGGUGCGUGUGUGGGACGUGUCUGAGUGUGUCCAGGUGGUGGCGCUGCAGGAGCAUAAGUACGGCGUCUCCUGCGUGGCCUUCUCCCCCAACAGCAAGUACAUCGUCAGCGUGGGCUACCACCACGACAUGAUCAUCAACGUGUGGAGCUGGAAGAAGAACGUGGUGGUCUCCUCCAACAAGGUGUCCAGUCGGGUGACGGCUGUCUCCUUCUCCGACGACAGCUCCUACUUCGUAACCGCCGGCAACCGACACGUCAAGUUCUGGUACCUGGACCACACCAAGACCUCCAAGGUGAGCUCCACGGUGCCUCUCUCUGGCCGCUCCGGCCUGCUGGGGGAGCUCCGCAACAACUUCUUCAGUGACGUAGCGUGUGGGCGGGGCAAGCAGGCGGCCUCCACCUACUGCAUCACCUCCUCCGGCCUGCUCUGCGAGUUCAACGAGCGCAGGCUCCUCGACAAGUGGGUGGAGCUACGGAGAGUGGACUCAGUUACAACGUGUCAGGCUACGUGUGUGUGUGUGACGGAGGAGCUGCUGUUCUGUGGCUGUGCUGACGGGACCGUCCGGGCCUUCAGUCCGGUCACCCUCCACUUCCUGUUCACCAUGCCCCGCCCACAUCCCCUGGGCUGUGACAUCAGCAGCCUGCGGCACGCUAGCCAGCUCUUUGCCCCCCAGCCCUCGGUGCGGUACCCUGAUGCGGUGUGUGUGAGCUACGACCCGACCAGCCGCUGGUUGUCGUGUGUGUACAGCGACCACAGCGUCUACGUGUGGGACGUCCGGGAUCCACAGCGCCCCGGGAAGCUGUACUCUGCCCUCUACCACUCGGCCUGCGUCUGGGGUCUGGAGGUGUGUCCGGAGGGGGGGGGAGGAGGAGGAGGAGGAGGAGGAGGAGGAGGAGGAGGAGGAGGUCACCUCCCUCUGGCUCCUGGCUCCUUCCUCACCUGCUCCGGGGACAACACCAUCCGGCUGUGGAACACAGACGGUCUCAACACCCCCAAGAAUAUACUGAGUCAGGACCUGGUGUCGGUCAUCUACACCGACCCCUCCUUGGCCGGACUGACGGACACUGAGGGCGUUGCCCAGGGGAACCAGGAGAAGGCGGGGUCAGGGGCGGAGCCUCAGACCUCUGAGACCAGGACAGGCCUCCGUACCCUGUGCAUCAGCCCUGACGGCCUGCACCUGGCCUCAGGGGACCGCAUGGGCAUCCUCAGGAUACAUGACACUGAGAACAUGGAGGAGAUUCUGAACGUUCAGGCUCAUGACUCUGAGAUCCUUUGUCUGGAGUACUCUCAACCGGACACAGGUCUGAGGCUGCUGGCGACGGCCAGUAGAGACCGUCUGAUCCACGUGUUGGACGCGGCGCGGGACUACAGCCUCCUGCAGACGCUGGACGAGCACUCGUCCUCCAUCACCGCCGUGCGCUUCGCUGCCAAUGAGGGGAAGGUGAGGAUGGUGAGCUGUGGAGCUGAUAAGAGCAUCUACUUCCGCACCGCGCACAAGACAGAGGAGGGCAUGGAGUUCUCCAGGACUCACCAUGUGGUCCGGAAGACCACCCUCUAUGACAUGGACAUCGACUCAACCAGGAAGUAUGCCGCUAUUGGCUGUCAAGACCGCAGCAUCAGGAUAUUUAACAUCAGCAAUGGUAAACAGAAGAAGAUGUAUAAAGGUUCUCAAGGAGAAGAUGGAACGCUCAUCAAGGUGCAGACUGAUCCCUCGGGGCUGUACAUCGCCACCAGCUGUUCCGAUAAGAACAUCAGCAUCUUCAACUUCUACUCAGGAGAAUGUGUGGCCACCAUGUACGGCCACUCAGAGAUCGUAACAGGGAUGAAGUUCACUAAUGACUGUAAACAUCUCAUCACCGUCUCUGGAGAUAGCUGUAUAUUCGUCUGGCGGCUGAGUGCUGACCUGACCAUCAGCAUGCUGCAGCGACUGGCUGACCUUCGACCUCAGAACAAGACGCCUCAGUACAACCCCAGGCGGGAUCUCCAUGGCUCCGCCCCCAUCGUCAACAUGUCGUCUGACAGCGAUAAGGAGGAAGAGGAGGAUGAGGAGGGUGGUGUUUCGUCGGGGCGAAAGGAUGAGAUCACAGUAGGGACCAAGCAGGAGAAAGCCGCCAAGAAGUCCCCAGAAAGCAGGAAGGGGGCCUCUCGCACGCCGCGCCGCCGCUGGUCCCGGCGGGCCGAGACCGCCGACCGCCUGAUGGGGGUCCAGUCCAUGAUGGACCUCCGCCACCUGGACCACUACGCAGACCCGGAACCGGACCCGGACCCGGACCUGGACCCGGACCUGGACCUGGACCUGGAGCAGCCGGGACCGGAUAAUCUCCGCCCACCUCACUUUAAGGACCGCCCCCUUGAUGCCCAGAGAGGGGAGGAGCUUGGAAGUACAGUUAGUCUGCAGGUCACCUCCACCUGGGCUGAGGACGGUGGUAUGAGGACCAGAGAGAGGCCGGGGUAUAUCCGCCUGUCUCCAGAUGUGGACGAGCCGGUGGUCUACCCCCCCUGCUGGGAGGACCGCGUCAGCCUGGGGGGUGAGUUCCAGGUGAAGGAGGUGCUGGGGGGCUCCCAGAGGGGGGGUCCAGACGAGCCGAGCCCUGACAGCGCCUGCUCCCUGGGCUACUGCCCCUCCACCAGCCCCCCCUGCAGCCCCCCCACACACAGCCACCCGCAGGACGGCUGGGAGAAGAUGGAGGGCCUCGGCAUGGACGGGAACUCCUCGGACCUGGAGGAGGAGGAGGAGGCGGCGGGAGGAGCAGCAGGAGGAGGAGGAGGAGGAGGAGAAGGAGGAAGAGGAGGAGGAGGAGUCCAGGGGAGGAAGCUGGCCCCCCAGACCCCCGACCAGGAGGCCUUCCUCAAACAGCACUUUGUCACCCUGGCCGACGACACCCCCUCAGGGAGUCCCAGCCGCAGCGCGCAGAGCUCCAGCGAGAACCUCAGCAUCUCCUCCCGGUUCCACUGCCAAGGAACACAGAACCCUCCCCCCAGGAGGGCUGUGUUCCCAUUCUCCUCUGAGAACCCGAGUCAGGCCGGAGGAGGAGGAGGAGGAGGAGGAGGAGGAGGAGACGAAGGAGGAGGAGGAGGAGGAGGAGGAGGAGACGAAGGAGGAGCAGGAGGAGGAGCGAAGGGGUCCAGGGUUCAGGUCUCGGAGGUGCGGCCGCUGAACCAGCCCAGCGAGGCCUGGGCCAGGAAGAAACCCCCGGGGGGGGCGGAGUCUAAGAGGAGUGUGGGGGGCGUGGCCAGGGGUGUGGCCUCAUACCUAAGCUCCUCCUCUGGCCUCCGAAAGGCCAAAUCGGUGCAGAGUCUGAUGCCCGACGCAGCAGAGAAGCCCAUCUCUCGCCCCUCCAGGGAGGUGGCCCCCCUCCCCCAGCGCCCCACGACCCUCCCCUCCUCCCCCCGACGCCCCGCCCCCUCUACCCUGCCCACCUCCCCCCGGCCACGCCCGUACCCGCUGGCGGUCUGCCCUGUCGCCAUCAACAACCACAGCAGCAGCUCUAAACUCAGCCCUGUCAGCGCUAGCAUCCCUGCAGGCGUCGUUGCUAGCAGCCUCGCCGCUAGCAACGUCACCGCUAGCAACAUGGCUAGCAGCCCCGUGGCUAGCAGCGCGGCUAGCAGCGUGGCUAGCAGCGUGGCCAGUAGCGAUGCGUACGGCGCCGCCGUUAGCUUCCCUGCUAGUGACGCGGCGGCUAGCGGCCUGCGGCGCGCGUCCCGCUCCUACAUGAGCCCGACCACCAGCUCCAUGGCCAAGAUGUCCCGCUCAGCCUCGCUGGGGGACGGCCUGGACACCCUCGCCGAGGACCGCCCGCCGGGGGGCGGGGCCUGUGCUUUGGCCGCGCCCCCCAGCGCCAGCGUGGUCCCCACCCUCAUCUCCGGCCCUUCCAUCGCCGCCGCCUUCUCCUUUGGUAACCACGGCAACCUGCAGGCGAAGCUCAGCGUGGAGUUUGGCCACGCCCUCCCCGACAAGCCCAGCCUGGCGGCGUUCUCGCCGGCCGCCAGGACGGCCCCUGGCUCCUCCUCUUCCUCACCAGCGCCCCUGCGGACCCCCCAGGGCCCCCAGGCCCCAGUGCAGAGCUCCACCUCAGAGGCCUGGAACGAAGGGGUGGUCCCCACCGUGGAGCUGCACCACCAGACCUCCCAGGCCCCAGUUCAGAGCUCCACCUCAGAGACCUGGAACGCAGGGGUGGUCCCCACCGUGGAGCUGCACCACCAGACCUCCCAGGCCCCAGUGCAGAGCUCCACCUCAGAGCCCUGGAGUGUGGAAGUGGUCCCCACCGCGGAGCUGCACCAACAGACCUCCCGGGCCUCAGUGCAGAGCUCCACCUCAGAGCCCUCGAGUGUGGAAGUGGUCCCCACCGCGGAGCUGCACCACCAGACCCAAGCACAGAGCUCUACCUCAGAAUCCUGGCCAGAAGGAGGGGUCUCCACAACGGAGCUGCACCACAAGGACCCAGCGCAGGGCUCCACUCCAGAUCCCUGGAGGGAGAGAGUGGUCCCCACCGCGGAGCUGCACGUCCAGGCCCUAGACACCAGCCAGGACGAGAAAAGAGGCGAUGACGAGUCUUCAGUGAGUCUGGAGGUCUGCAGAGCAGCGGCUGCUGAGCUCCAGAGGACCUUCAGGAGGGCAGCGCACCUCCACAGCCUGGUGAGCAGUAGCUCCGCCCCCGCCUCAGCCCCUGAUAAAGAUGAGAUGAACAAGGUCCUAUCAGAGGCCUUUGGCAGCCUGAGGGCGGAGCUAAACACCCCAACCCUGGGAAGGCUGGACCCACAAUGCAUGCUGGGAGGAGAGGAGCGGGCCCUGGACCUGCUGGAGCGCUACUCCCAGCUCCUCCUGCAGGCUGUGGAGAAGAAGCUGGAGCCCCACUAGACCCCCCCCCACGAGACCCCCAUCACCUCCUGGACCACUGGACC